Molecule: messenger RNA, 7049 nt
Organism: Balaenoptera acutorostrata (minke whale)
Lineage: Eukaryota; Metazoa; Chordata; Mammalia; Artiodactyla; Balaenopteridae
Gene: ESR2
Product: estrogen receptor 2
Exons: 10
Coding region: 223-1881 (552 amino acids)
Biological process (GO): estrogen receptor signaling pathway; cellular response to estradiol stimulus; regulation of DNA-templated transcription
Cellular component (GO): nucleus
Molecular function (GO): sequence-specific DNA binding; nuclear estrogen receptor activity; zinc ion binding
Source: RefSeq, a predicted model, not a curated record
UGGGAUCUGGGCUGCGCGAGGUGCGCUCACGCUCCGCAGCUGGUGCCGCAGCCGGGUGCGGGGAACAGAACUAGUCCGGGAAAAGCACGUGCCGCGUUUCAGUGCUUGCUAGGCGGGCGUGUACGAGUAGGCCAUACCUGUCUAUGAUUCUUUGAGAACAUUAUAAUGUCCCUUUGUGCCUCUUCUCACAAGGAGUUUUCCUAGCUGUUACCUAUUCAAGACAUGGAUAUCAAAAACUCACCAUCUAGCCUUAACUCUCCUGUCUCCUACAACUGCAGUCAAUCCAUCCUACCCCUGGAGCCAGGCCCCAUAUAUAUACCUUCCUCCUAUGUAGAGAGCCACCAUGAAUAUUCAGCCAUGACAUUCUAUAGCCCUGCCGUGAUGAAUUACAGUAUUCCCAAUAACUCGGAAGGUGGGCCUGGUCGACAGACCACAAGCCCAAAUGUAUUGUGGCCAACUCCUGGGCACCUCUCUCCUUUAGCCAUCCAUUGCCAGUCGUCACUUCUGUAUGCAGAACCUCAAAAGAGUCCUUGGUGUGAAACGAGAUCAUUAGAACACACCUUACCUGGGAACAGAGAGACAUUGAAAAGGAAGGCUAGUGGAAGCAGUUGUGCCAGCCCUGUUACUAGUCCAAGUUCAAAGAGGGAUGCCCACUUCUGUGCGGUCUGCAGCGAUUAUGCAUCGGGAUAUCACUAUGGAGUCUGGUCGUGUGAAGGAUGUAAGGCCUUUUUUAAAAGAAGCAUUCAAGGACAUAAUGAUUAUAUUUGUCCAGCUACAAAUCAGUGUACAAUAGAUAAGAACCGGCGUAAAAGCUGCCAGGCCUGCCGACUUCGGAAGUGCUAUGAAGUCGGAAUGGUGAAGUGUGGCUCCCGGAGAGAAAGGUGUGGGUACCGCGUAGUUCGAAGGCAGAGAAAUUCUGAUGAGCAGCUUCACUGCCUGAGCAAAGCCAAGAAAAACGGUGGACACGUGACCCGAGUGAAGGAGCUGCUGCUGAGUGCCCUGAGCCCAGAGCAGCUGGUGCUCACGCUCCUCGAGGCCGAGCCGCCCCACGUGCUCGUGAGCCGCCCCAGCACGCCCUUCACCGAGGCCUCCAUGAUGAUGUCCCUGACCAAGCUGGCUGACAAGGAGCUGGUACACAUGAUCGGCUGGGCCAAGAAAAUUCCGGGCUUCGUGGAGCUCAGCCUGUACGACCAAGUGCGGCUCUUGGAGAGCUGCUGGUUGGAGGUGCUCAUGGUGGGGCUGAUGUGGCGCUCCAUCGACCACCCCGGCAAGCUCAUCUUUGCUCCAGACCUCGUUCUGGACAGGCUUCUGCAGCGAGAAAACUUGAACCUACUGAGGAUGAGAGGAAAAUCCGGGUAUCUCAGCUUAUUUCUAACAAGGGACGAAGGGAAAUGUGUAGAAGGAAUUCUGGAAAUCUUUGACAUGCUCCUGGCAACAACUUCAAGGUUUCGCGAGUUAAAACUCCAACACAAAGAGUAUCUCUGUGUCAAGGCCAUGAUCCUCCUCAACUCCAGUGUGUACCCUACAGCUGCAGCACCCCAGGAGGCCGACAGCAGCAAGAAACUGGCUCAUCUACUGAACGCUGUGACGGAUGCUCUGGUCUGGGUAAUCGCCAAGAGCGGCAUCCCCUCCCAGCAGCAGUCCGUCCGCCUGGCUAACCUGCUGAUGCUCCUUUCUCACGUCAGGCACGCCAGUAACAAGGGCAUGGAACACCUGCUCAACAUGAAGUGCAAAAAUGUGGUCCCCGUCUACGACCUGCUGCUGGAGAUGCUGAAUGCCCACACACUUCGCGGCAGCAAGUCCUCGGUCACAGGGUCCGAGUGCAGCCUGGUGGAGGAGAGUGAGAGCAAAGAGGGCUCCCAGAACCCCCAGGCUCAGUGAUGCCAAGCCCUGCGGUGUGGUCAGGCUGCAGAGGAGGGCAGAGGCUGAAGCGUGAACUCCAGCACAAAUCGUGAGCCCCACCAGGAGGGGGCGGGCUUCAUCGGCUUUCUGCUGUGUGAUCCCUCAUAUGGCCCCUCAAGACCAUCCUUCCCCGACCUCCCUACUUCCCAGGAGUCAGGGUGAGAAAGCCAGUGCUCCUUGUCACCAGGGGGCAUGUUUGAGUGCAGAGUUUAUGUCUUGCUUGGCCUCAUGGGAUCUCAUUGUGGUCCCUCUCACUUCCCAUCUCCCUCCCACCCUUUGGAAAACAUCUUCUUACAGCUUUUGGAAUGAUUGGUGGAAAUCUGACUUGGAAGCGUUGUCAAGUAGAAAGGGGAGAGAAUGUGGCACAUGCACAGGAAGGGGACUAAGCUUUAUUGUGCCACUUAACCUGCCCGCAGAAGUAGUCCUUUGUAUGCUGCCUUCUGGACCACUUGAUUGUAGGAUUGAAAACCACGACGGCAGUCAACUAACUGGUUCCACACACCUACCUCACAGGCCUGUGAGGACAGAUGUCACGUAUUGCUGUGACUCUAUCCAAGGCCAGAGGGAAUGUGACCUAGGGAACCAGUGGUCAAGUUGAGAUGCGAGCCAUGUUCAUCCCCCAAGACCUUGCUGCCACCUUCAUGCAGGUUUACCCCUCUUGGUUUGCAUUCAGAAAGCCUACAAAUUACUUGGUGUAUGUGUGUGUGUGUGUGUGUGUGUGUGUGUGUGUGUGUGUGUGUGUGAGUGAGAUCACCUUCAUGGAGAAGUGUGGAGAUUUAAAUACCCCUACCCCUGGAAUUGCCCUUUGUUAAAACUCUCUUGUCCCAAGGGGCCCCGUGUGUGUGCUAGAGAAAGGACCAGUGUUUGCAGGAAUGGGGUUUCUCCUGUGGGUGUGGGUCACAGCCACAGUGCUCCCCUGGGGCAGCCACAACUGCCACAUCAGCCACCCAGGGGAGACAGGGACACUUCAGGCUGUGUGUGUGAGGCAUGCUCUUGCACGGAAGGAUGAACAGCUACACACACGUCAGCGUGUCAGGUUCAGGGCCAAACCGUAUAGACGGGGUGAGCGUACCACUUGAACAAGAUUGUGAACUCUAUUUAAAAAAGAGAAAUAUUUAGGGUAAGUAUUUAUAGCAAGAAAAUUCUUUUAUACCCUAGGGCUCUUCUAGAAUAUUUUCUUAUCAGAACAUUUAUAUGGUGGGCUGGGUGAAAUAAAAAGUAAGAUACUAGUUCUUAUUCCAAGUGGAACAUAAAUAGGACACGGUGACAAAGCGCCUCUGAAAUUACAAUUUUAACUCACUUUUUAAAAACUGAAAUUUUCAUACAAAUUUUCAGGAACAUAGUGAAUGCAUAAAACGAGUUACAUCUAUACUUUGGAAGAGAGUAGUUAAAUAAUCAUGUGUGAUUUUUGCAAUGUUUUUAAAAAUUACCUUAUGAUAGGAGAUUAAACACACUUUUUGAAAAUAGUAAAUACAGAAAUAUGCUAGCCACAGUAAACCAAAGUCAUUAGGAAGAUUACAUUCAAUAACAUAAGGUUGGUUUCUGCCAGUGUGAUCUUGAAUAAUUCUUAAUUUUGAUAUCAAUGCAGUUUUACUAAAAAAGUUGAGCAAAGCUGUAUCGGAAACUCUUGGCCAUGUACCUAGAGAACACACCGUUGUCUGUAUUCUGAGGUGAUGUGAAAUUAUUCUUAGUGACUCGAUGUUGCAGCCUCAGCAAGCUUGAGUACAGCAAAUAUUUUUGAUUUUGUAGGAACGAGGGAACCAGUGUUUUCCAGCAGGUCAAUUUUCUUUCUUUCCAGCCAGUUUAGGAGCCCCCAUGACAAACAAGGGGGAUGGAGGCUAGAGAGUGGGAAGCAGGAGGCAAAGGAAGGCAGCCGUGAACAGUUAUUCCAAUGAAAUUCUCUUAAUUGUAUUUAUAGAAGAGACUCCCAGGUUGAAAAAGCAAAAAUAAAAAAACAAAAACCACACAGAAUGAGGUCGAAGCCGCAACCCCAUUACUAUGUAGUGAAGUUUUGCAGGUUGGAUUUGGGCGCCAAGGUAGGCAACCGAUUUGUCUCAGGUGUCCCAGCACCUGUCUGCGCCGCACCCUGUGUGUCACCCGCACGGUGCACGCUCUUAUGAAAACUCCUCCAGUGCCCGCUGCCCGUUUUCCACAGACACUCCUGCAUGCUUCUUGGGGCUGCUUGUUUCACUGCAUUUGGAGCAUGUAUGUAACACUUUUGGUCAUUUCUUCUUGGCUGUGGUCUCACCUAGGUGUGCUGAGGAACCCGGUCAGUCAGUCCAACCUGAGAGGCCGCCCUGGUGCAAGGCUGUCUCUUAGACUGGGGUCUGGGCCAAGUAGGUCACUGAGAUAAUAAGGUCUAUAGUUUAAAGGUGUUCUUUGUUUUGUUUUGAGUAUUCUAGGGCCCUUUCCCCCUUUCAGAUGAAGUGUGUGAAUCUCUGUUCCCAGCAGCUCCAAACGUGUCCUCUAAGGAUGACAAAGUGCAAAGUCAGGCUGCUGUUUUUCUGGGUUUUGAGUAAAACCUCCAUGUCCAUUUUAAAGAUUAGCCAUUUCUUAUUAAUAGUGCUUUCUUAAAAAACAAAACAAAACAAAACAUAGUGCUUUCUUUUAAACGUCUUCUUUUGGGGGAGGGUAUCUACCCACCCAAAUGGUCCAUGGGCAACUUGAAUUUCUCCCAUAGCUAAGCACAGUGUUUUCAAGUUCAGUUUUUAAAAGGAAUUAACUAGAGAGGAUAGGACCUGACAACUGUAAACAAGAAUUAAAUUGAGUAUUGGAAAAAAAAAUAACCCACCCAACUACAUUUUAUGUAUCAUGGAAAAGGGAUGCUCAGCUUUGCCUUAGACUCGUAUGGUGAGAUUCCUUUCUUACAUUUUGGUUUGUAAGUGAUCAUUUAAUACGCCAAACUUAGUUGUGGGAGAUGAGUGAUAUUUGAGCUGAAUUCCAAAAACAUGAAUGUCUAAUAUGGGAAUCAUAGAGACAAAUUUUAAUGAUAAUUAACAUGGAAUAUUCUUAAUACAGAAACCCCUAGCGCAGUGUUCACGCAGGUUCCUGGGAGAGCUGGCAACCGCUGAAAAGGACCCACAUGGGCCACCCCAGGAGGGCCGCGCAGUGAGUUGUCCACGUUCCGACUGCAUCUCCCUCCGUCCCCACCACAUCCUCUCCUUGUGGCCUCAGGCCUGUCACAUGCUCAAUUGUCCACCAGGACUAACUACAAAGGAUUCAACCCUAAAAUAAUUUUUGAAGAGAUUUAUCUUCAAAAAUUGUGGUGGGAGCAGCAGAUUAAGUUGUCAGCUCAAGAACGUUUCUGGAGGGUCUUAACUAUUAAAAACAAAACCAUGCAAAAUCAACAAAAGCUAUUCGGUGAGACAGUCUUUAUCUGGAUUACUUCCUCUGCUAACUCAGCUGGAAGACCAAUUAUUUUCAGUUUCACUUAAAAAAUAUCAGUUCCCAAUUCUUGGCAGAGCUACGUUAUAUAUUCAUAUCUAUAAGCUAUGUUGAAGCAAUUCUAGAAUGUUCUAGCAUGUGAAAACCGAGUUUGGUUGUUAUUUAAAUCUGCUAAGAAACUUGCAUAUAUUGGUACCUUUUCAAAUUCAAAGGUGAACCUUCAGUUUCUAGUCUAUUUUGAAACGAAACAUUUUUAUUUAAGAUUUGACAUUUCUUUAAACUGCUCAAAAAUCUUAAAAAGACAUAAUAAAGGUUAUAUGAAGGAAAUGAUAAAAAUACAUUGUUUAGUACCCAAAAAUAGUAUUUGCGGAACAUUGUGUGCCAGGCACAGUGCUCAGUGCCUCAUACAUUCAUAUUUAAUCUUCAUACUAAUUGCUGUUAUCCCAGUUUUCUGGCUCUGGAACCUAGAGUCUAAGCAAACUUGCUCAAGGUCACGCAGGGAGUAAGUGACAGAGCUGAAAGUAAUCAUGCGGUUUAAAAAAACUAAAGGAAGAAUACUUUUAGACUGCAGAAUCCUUUCGUCAAAUGCAAUCUGACAUGCACGGCUACUCUGGUUUAAAUGGCUCCAUUUCCAGAACACCCUGUAGAAGAGAGUUCAGUCCCAUCUUUUGUACACGUGUAAAUUAAAGCCCAGAGGGGUAAAUGGACCUGCUGAAGGUCAUAAAACUAUGUAACGGCAAAACUGGGACCAGAAUUCAGGUCUUCUGCCUGCCUGGCCAGCACCGCUCCUGCUACAGACUUGCUUCUGCUGCUUGAGCUGCGUCUCGGUGCAUAGAGGAGACACGGUUACGUUAUGGUUGCCUUCUACUGUACCCUCUGCCUUCUCAGCUUAGAUGGGGUCUGCGUGAACCUUUACAGAAUAGCAGCCGUGACAGGUGGGGAAAAAUAAGAUGAAUUACAUCAUUCCUAUCCUCCCAUCCUGGGCUCAUAAGCUCGUGGGUGGCACUGCCGUCACCUCCUCCUGUCAUCAUUUUCCCCAGAUGUGUUGCCGUGAAGUAGAUUCCCUGGAAACUUACCCGUGUAAAAUUCUCACACCUUUUAGGCACUGAUGCUUCCCCGUGGAGUCUAGUCUACUGCAGUGCAAAACACAUGCAUUUAUUCUUUACAGCUCUCCAAGUUGCUGGAACUUUGGCUCAAAGUGGCAGCUCAAAGAUGUGCAUUCUCUGCGGUGUUAUUCUUAUAACCCUUUUUGUUGCGUUGGAGUCAAGGAUCCUUUUUCUUUUCUUUUUUUUUUUUUUUGAAUUCCGAGGGUCCUAUUCACUUGUGGGGCCAGUCGGUGUUAUGUGAUGGUGGGCUUCCUUUAAGGGAACGACAAAGCUCUGACGAUAUGCUAGGCCACAACAGUUCCUGUAACUCUACAAUCUGUGCUGCCGCGUUUCUCUUUUUGUGCUGGGUGUCUAAGUGCCAUGACUGUAGGUCCUGUAACGUUGUUAUUCAGUGGUCCUGUGUACCUCAGAGCCCACUGGCUGGCUAUAACUUGUCAUUUUUUUUCAGAUGAAUGCUCUGUACCAUUAAGCAGGCUUUUAAAUUUGGGCCUUUUGACAAAUGAAUGUCUGCUGUUGUGUGAAAUCAGAUUUUGAAACCUGCUUUCCAUUCCUCCAGGUACUACUUUUUCUUUGCUGUGUGCUUUUAAUGUCUAUGGAACUGUUGCAGAAAGAAGUUUAAUGUGACAUAAGCUAAAUAAAGUGUUUUUUCAUAAUUUU